AUGGCGCAAGAUCUUCCCAUUACGUUUGGCGAAGUGCUUCACUUGAGCUCCUUGGGCGUGAAUCUGGACUAUGUGAAGUUCGGCACGACGACGAUGGAGUCGGACAAGUUUGUCUGCGUGUGCGAGCAGGUGAAUGGCCAGGCCAGUGUCGUGAUUGUCGACAUGGCAGCGGGCAACACGGUGCAGCGCCGGCCAAUCAAUGCCGAGGCAGCAAUCAUGAACCCCGUGAGCAAAGUCAUUGCUUUACGGGCCGAGAAUCAGCUGCAGAUCUUUAACAUGGAGCUCCGUGCUAAGAUGAAGAGCCACUUGAUGAACGAGGCAGUGGUCUUUUGGCGCUGGAUUUCGGUCAAUACGAUUGCCAUCGUCACUGCAUCUGCAGUUUUCCACUGGAGCAUCGAAGGCGACUCGUCUCCGGUCAAGAUCUUUGACCGUCAUGCCAACUUGGGGGCAGGGACCCAGAUUAUCAGCUAUGAGGCUUCAGCCGAUAAUCAGUGGAUGCUCCUCGUUGGAAUCUCGCAGGGAGACGGAGGCCGUAUUGUUGGCAACAUGCAGCUCUAUUCGAUGGAGAAAAAAGUGAGUCAAGUGCUGCUAGGACAUGCUGGAGCUUUUGCCCAGAUGAAGCCCCCUGGUCGGACUGAUGAUGCCCAGGUGCUGAUCUUUGCCGGUACCAAGGGCGAUGGCCAGCCCACGCAGCUAUUUAUCAUGGAGGUCGGACGGGACCGUGAUGCCCCUGGCGGCGUCUUUCGUCUUCCUCCCCAGCCGAUCCCUUUUGCUGCAGACGCGCAAGCUGAUUUCCCAGUGUCGAUGCUUGUGACCCCUGGCGAUGAUGUGGUUUACAUGAUCACAAAGAUGGGGUAUCUCUUCUUGUUUGACACGCACUCAGGCAAGCCCGUGUACCGUGCUCGUGUAUCCCAGGACACGACAUUUGUGACGUGCCUCGAGUCGAAGUCGAAGGGUAUGCUCGGCAUCACGCGGCGCGGGCAGUUGCUGCACUUUGCGAUCAACAAGACAAAGUUGGUACCGUACGUGGUAAACACGUUGCGCGACUCGCAGCUGGCUCUAUCGUUAGCAACGCGCCUAAAUCUACCGGGUGCUGAAGAGCUAUAUUUCACGGAGUUCAAUCGUCUUGUCAGCGUCAAUGAUAUUCAGGGUGCAGCCCGCCUCGCAGCCGCCUCUCCUCAGGGGGCUCUUCGCACGCCCCAGACGAUCCAGCGCUUUCAGCAGAUGCCUGCUCAGCCCGGUCAGCCUCAGCCUAUCUUGCAGUACUUCAGCGUUCUGCUCGAGAAGGGCACAUUGAAUAAGAUGGAGUCCAUUGAGCUAGCCCGCCCUGUGCUGAUGCAGGGUCGCGGUCAGCUGCUGCAGAAGUGGCUGUCUGAGGACAAGCUCGAGUGUUCUGAAGAGCUCGGCGACCUUGUUGCUCAGUCUGACACCACGAUGGCUCUUUCUGUGUAUUUGCGCGCAGAAGUCCCUGAGAAGGUGAUCAACUGCUUUGUCCAGCGUGGCGACUUCGACAAGAUCGUCGCAUACGCCGUACAGACCAAUUUCCGUUGUGACUACACAUUUAUGCUUCAGAACCUGGUUCGUGCUAACCCUCAGGGGGCUCUGGACUUUGCGCAGAAGCUGGCUGUUGCGGAGAACGGUCCGCUAGUAGACGUCAACGCUGUUGUCGACAUCUUCAUGCAGGUAAACCGUAUCCAGGAGACAACCGCAUUUUUGCUGGAGGCUCUGAAGAACAACCGUCCUGAAGAGGGAUACUUGCAGACGCGUCUGCUGGAAAUCAAUUUGUUGGGCGGUUCGCCGCAGGUGGCUGAUGCCAUUCUGUCGAACAACAUGUUCACGCACUACGACAGGCCGCGCAUUGCCGCCCUUUGCGAAAAGGCUGGCUUGUUUCAGCGUGCUCUGGAGCACUACACGGAGUUGGCAGACCUUAAGCGCGUAAUUGUGAACACGCAGGCGAUCAAUCACGAGUUUAUUGUGACGUUCUUUGGCACACUGACGAGUGAAAUAUCGAUGGAGCUGAUCAAUGCCCUGAUGGCACACAAUAUGCGCCAAAACCUGCAGAUUGUUGUACAGGUGGCCACCAAGUAUGCUGAGCAACUGGGUGGCAAAGAGCUUGUGGAGGUUUUCGAGAAGUUUAAAUCGUUUGAUGGACUCUACUUCUUCCUGGGUUCAAUCGUGAACUUCUCGCAGGAUCCUGACUUGCACUUUAAGUACAUUGAAGCUGCCACAAAAAUGGGUCAAUUUAAGGAGGUAGAGCGCGUUUGUCGCGACUCUUCUGUGUACGACCCUGUCAAGGUGAAAGAGUUCCUGAAGGAGUCCAAGCUGCAGGACCCGCGUCCACUUAUCCAUGUGUGCGACCGAUACGAUUUUGUGGAAGAGCUGACGCAAUACCUGUACUCAAACAACUUGAUGAAAUACAUCGACGUGUAUGUGACGAAGGUGAGCCCACAGAAAGCACCGAUUGUCAUUGGCAAGCUGCUGGAUCUAGACUGCAAUGAAGACUACAUCAAGAACCUGCUGAACCAAAUUGCUCAGUGCCCUGUCGACGACCUGUGUGAGCAAGUGGAAAAGCGCAAUCGCUUGCGUCUGUUGCAACCGUGGCUUGAGACACGUGUUGCCCAGGGCAACACGGAGACUGCAACUCACAACGCUAUUGGCAAGAUAUACAUUACACUGAACAAGGAUCCACAACAGUUCUUGAUCAACAAUCAGUUCUACGACUCGGAUGUUGUUGGCAAGUUUUGUGAGAAAUUGGACCCGGCACUGGCUUACUUGGCAUACCGUCGCGCCGGUGGGACAUGCGAUGACGACCUUGUUCGCGUGACGACGGAAAAUGGUCUGUUCAAGGAUCUAGCCCGCUACUUGGUUGAACGUCAAGAUCUGGACCUGUGGGGUAAGGUGCUCGUCAAACAGGAAGAAGGUGAGCCAGAGUCUCCUAGCUGUCGUGCUUUGAUCGACCAAGUGGUGCAGACAGCGCUUCCGGAGACGACCAACCCAGACGAAGUGUCAACUACCGUGCGCGCUUUCAUGAACGCCGAACUACCAAAUGAGCUGAUCGAACUACUCGAGCGCAUUGUCCUGCAGGGUACUGAUUUCUCGACCAACAAAAACUUGCAGAACCUAUUGAUUCUGACAGCUAUCAAGGCUGGCAAGGAGAAGGUUAUGGACUAUGUUAAUCGCUUGGACAACUUUGACGGCCCGGAGAUCGCUCGUAUCGCUGUGGGUGAGCAGUACCAGCUCUACGAGGAGGGUUUUGUCAUUUACAAAAAGACGAACCACAAUGUAGAGGCUAUUGGUGUGCUGUUGGACUUUAUUAAGGACAACGAACGCGCCUACGAGUUUGCUGACCGCUGUAACGAAUCCGAGGUGUGGUCUCGCUUAGCCAAAGCUCAGUUGGGCCAAGGUGAAGUGCAUGACUCUCUGUCGGCUUUCAUCAAGGCAAACGACGCGAGCUCGUACGUUGACGUAAUUGCUGCCGCUGAGCGUAUCGACAAUUACAACGAGCUGAUUCCGUACCUGAAGAUGGCGCGCAAUACGGUAAAGGAGCAGUAUCUUGACACGUCACUGAUUUAUGCAUACGCGAAGACGGAGAAGUACUCAGACUUGGAAGAGUUCAUUUCUAGUCCUAACGUGGCGCAAAUUCAAAACAUUGGUGAGCGGUGCUACGAUGAAGGCAUGUAUACCGCUGCAAAGCUGUUGUUCCAGAACAUCAACAACAACGCAAAGCUCGCAAUAUGUUACGUGCGCCUCGGCAAGUUUCGUGAAGCCGUGGAUGCCGCUACCAAGGCGAACUCUGUGGGAACGUGGAAAGAGGUCAAUUACGCUUGUGUGGACGUGAACGAGUUCCGUCUUGCUGCUCUCUGUGGCUUGCACAUUGUUGUGCACCCGGACCACCUAGAGGAGCUUAUCCUGCACUACGAGAAGCGUGGCCACUCGACGGAGCUGCUAAAGCUGAUGGAGCAGGGUCUAGGCUUGGAAGGUGCGCAUGCCGGCAUCUUUACGGAGUUGGCUAUUCUGUACUCGAAGUACAUGCCAUCCAAACUUAUGGAGCAUAUUAAGAUAUUUCACUCGCGUAUGAAUGUGUCAAAGAUACUCCGUGCUUGCGAGAAGGGCUUGCACUGGGACCACGCCGUGUAUUUGUACAAGGAGGACGGUCAGUUUGACAAUGCUGUUCGCACCAUGGUUGACCAUCCGGUUGCAUUCUCCCACGACCUGUUCCUCGACUGCAUUCAGAAGGUUCGCAAUCAGGAGAUCCACUACAAGGCGAUCAACUUUUAUCUGGAGCAGCACCCGCUUGAGCUAACGCGUCUCUUGCAAGUGCUGACCCCGAACUUGGAUCACGCUCGAGUCGUGCACCAGCUUCGCAAGUCGAAUAACCUACCGUUGGUGAUGGAGUACUUGAAGGAUGUACAGAAAGAGAAUUUGUCGGCCGUCAAUGAGGCACUAAACGAGAUCCUGGUUGAGGAUGAAGAUUAUCAAGCCCUUCGCGAGUCUGUGGACUCGUACGAAAACUUCGACCAGAUAUCGCUGGCGCAAAAGCUGGAGAAGCAUGAGCUACUGGAGUUCCGCCGUAUCGCCGCUUAUCUAUACCGCAAGAACAAACGUUACCCACAAUCUGUAAAGCUGUCAAAGGCCGACAAAAUGUACAAGGACUGCAUUGACUGCGCUAGCGACUCAGACGACCCGGAGCUUGCUGAAGACAUUCUGCGUUUCUUCGUGUCUGUCCACGACAAAGAAUGCUUCUGCGCGACUCUGUUCACGUGCUACAAGCUGAUCAAGCCUGACGUUGCACUAGAGCUUGCGUGGCGCCACGGCUACACUGACUUCGUCAUGCCCUACAUGGUUCAGUUUGUGAAAAACCUAAACGACAAGGUAAAGGUUCUCGAUGAGCGCACGCAGACGCAGCAGGAGCCAGAGACGGACGCGCAGUCGCUUGACCCGGCUUACGGCAUGGGUGGUAUGCAGCCCAUGUUGGCCAUCGCGCCCACAGCUUACAACGACCCUUCGGCCCAAUACGGUAUGGGCAUGGCCCCCGGUAUGAACAUGGCAUUGGGAAUGCAGCCGAAUAUGGCCAUGACUGGGAUGCAGCAGAACCCAUACGCAAGCAGCCAGGGAAGCAUGGGCAGCAUGGGCAGCAAUCCCUACGGCACAAGUGGUUACCAGUAUUAA
This is a messenger RNA of Peronospora matthiolae, 5169 nucleotides long. Lineage: Eukaryota; Oomycota; Peronosporomycetes; Peronosporales; Peronosporaceae. The record is from the annotation of a GenBank genome assembly.